Messenger RNA from Bactrocera oleae (olive fruit fly), 2038 nucleotides. Its product is annotated as probable phosphoserine aminotransferase. Lineage: Eukaryota; Metazoa; Arthropoda; Insecta; Diptera; Tephritidae. Gene Ontology annotation, molecular function: O-phospho-L-serine:2-oxoglutarate transaminase activity; pyridoxal phosphate binding. Gene Ontology annotation, cellular component: cytoplasm. The record is from RefSeq and is a predicted model, not a curated record. Gene Ontology annotation, biological process: L-serine biosynthetic process.
UAACUUCAAAAGCUUACACGGGCGUUUAUUCAUUUUGCAAAUGAAUUUUCGAUCGUAAGUUGGCUUUAAAAAUAAUUGCUGAAUUCAAUGAAUAAAAAGCUGGUUCAAUUUUGCAAACAUGCACAGAUAUAAAUAUAUAUGGAAUGCAUUUAAAAUAAAUACUAUUAAUGUAAGACUUCCUGCUUUCCAAAAACAAAUCUAUAAAAAACAAAAAUUAAUAAACAACAAAGUAUAUACAAACUAAUAUAAUAUAUAAAUACACCAAUUAAUUGUAUUAUCAAUUCCAACAACAUUAAACCAAAACAAGUAAACAUACUUAUCAAGCCGUGUUGUCUCGUUGUCAAGUAAAGGUUCCACUUUUAUCAUUUUACAUCGUUUUAAGCGGGACUACACAUACAUACAUAGCUAUAUUACAAUCCGGUUUUUAUUAUCGCUUCGCUCAGCCUUCGUAGUCAUCGUCGUAUAUUUGCACGCCAAAUAUUUCAGUCUCAAGUCGAAGUUGCUUUCGUGUGGAUUGUUUCGAAUAUAUUUCUCUUCGCUUAAGUCGUGAAUAAGUCACUAAAACACAAAAGUUCAAAAUGGUCAUUAAUUUUGCCGCUGGUCCAGCUAAAUUACCGGAGGAGGUGCUGAAAGAGGCGCAAGAAAAUUUACUCAACUGCAAUGGCACCGGCAUAUCAGUGAUGGAAAUGUCCCAUCGUUCAUCAAACUACGCAGCAAUACAAGAAACAGCUAUAAAUGAUCUACGAGAACUAUUGAAUAUUCCAUCGAAUUAUAAGAUAUUGCUCAUGCAAGGCGGUGGCACUGGACAAUUCGCGGCCGUCUGUUUUAACCUCAUAGGACGCACCGGUGUCGCUGACUAUAUCGUGACCGGCUCUUGGUCAGCCAAGGCAGCAAAAGAAGCUGAACAAUACGGCAAGGUCAAUUUAGUAAUACCCAAAGCGGGAAAAUACAUCACUGUACCUACACAAGACACUUGGCAACUUGAUCCGAAUGCCUCAUACAUUUACUAUUGCGACAAUGAGACGGUCGAUGGCGUCGAAUUUGACUUUGUUCCCGAAAUUAAAAGGGGUGUACCACUGGUUUGUGAUAUGUCUUCGAAUUUCUUAUCACGUCCCUUUGAUGUCACCAAGUUCGGCCUGAUCUUCGCCGGUGCACAGAAAAAUAUUGGACCAGCCGGCGUGACAGUUGUUAUUGUACGUGAGGACCUCAUCGGGCAUCACAUUAAACAGACACCAUCGGUUUUGAAUUUCGCACAAAUGGAAAAAAAUGCGUCACUGCUCAACACACCGCCAACUUUUUGCAUUUACUUAAUGGGUUUGGUAUUCAAAUGGAUUAAGCAUAACGGCGGCGUUGCUGGCAUGGCCAAAACGGCUGCGGCCAAAUCAAAGCUCAUCUACGAUGUAAUUGAGCAGUCGAAUGGCUUCUAUAGCUGUCCGGUGGAGAAGCGUGUGCGCUCACGUAUGAAUGUACCGUUCCGCAUUGGCAGCAGCGAAGGCGUCGAGGCCUUAGAAAAAGAGUUUUUGGCAAAGGCAGAGAGCCGGGGCAUGAUUCAAUUAAAGGGUCAUCGCUCUGUUGGCGGUAUUAGGGCUUCGCUGUAUAAUGCCAUCACUGUCGCCGAAACCGAGCAGUUGGCUGAAUUGCUUAAAGAGUUCGCACAAAAUAAUAAAGUAAAAAAUUAAAAUAAGACUGAAUUUAAAAACACAAUAAUCGUAUUAUGAAACAAUUUUGUAUAGUUUCGAAAUAUUGAUAUUGCAGGUAAAAAAUGGUAUUUUCCAUACAUAUACAUAUUUUCCAUACAUUUUCUUGGCAAAAACUCAAAUAUAGACCAGGUUAGAUAAUUUUUGAUGACAAAAAUAAUAAUAGUAGGAUGAAACCCAUCAGAAACGAAAGAUAAAAUAACUAAAAUUAAAGGAGAAAUAAUUUACGGCGAUCUGAGUUCGGAAAAAGGAAAAUCGGGGUGUGGCUCAAUAUAAUAUCAAAUUUUAUGUGAAAAAUUAAAAUAACCAAGUUUUUUGGGUUAUUUCUUUUAUCGUGUAUA